AAUGAGGAAAUUAUAAAUGAACAGUUAUGAACUGAUUCUAAAAAUUCUCCAGUUUGUCACCAUUUUAUCAUCAGAAUCACCUAUGAGGCUAUGAGCAUGAUCUAACAUCUCUAACAAUUUAGAUGUAGAUUAAUAUUUUUUUUCUUUUUUUUGUAUUGCUUCAUUUCAUUUACAUCUUGGAUGUUACCUGCUAGGCUGCUUACCAGCUACCACUGCUAGCUAGGGUGCUAUUAGUUGAAAACAUUUACCAAUUUUUAGUGAAUAAAAUCUUGAAUGGGGCCCAAGCUUGUUUAAACUUUAAUCCUAAACUUCCAAAAACCUAUUUUCCACAAAUCAUUAGUAAAGCUGACCUGCCUGACCAUUCAAAUCUUCUUUUAUGGAUAUGGACCAAGUGACAUUUUGAUUUUACCUUCUCUGUAAAUGUCAUUUGAAUGAUUACAUAUGUCAGAUAACGAUCAUAACAUAUCUGCUAAAUACUACCAAUAGGCUAUUUUGGAUGUAUAAGAAUUUCUUAGAAAAGCUGUAUUUGCUCUACCCUUUUAAGAGAAAAACUGUAUUUGCUCUACUCUUUUAAGGAGCAGUUCCAGGAUUUAACUAAAUAAUAACAAUAACAGUUUCAGCAUUUAUUAGGCUGUAGCCCUGAAGGUCUGUUGCUGAUUCCUAACAUUGCAGGACAUUCACAGCUUGUGCUUUGUUGAGGUCUCAAACUCACUGCUCCAAUUUUUCAUUGCUCAACCACCCAGCCUUCUUGCCAAUUCUGUCCAGAAACUGGUGCACAAAACUGGGAUCAAGCCUGCUCCACUCUACUCCAAUCCUGGUACUCUGAACUGUAAUCACUGGGACACAUAAGCCAUGGAAUAAUUUCCCACUGAGCAGGCAGUCAGGACACAGAUGGCCAAGGUUGUUGUGUUAGGAGGAGGUGUUGCUGGCCUUGCAGCCAGUCACUACAUCAGGACGCUGCUGCCCAGCUCAGCUGUGGCCAGUGUCUGCCUCAUUGAGGGGUCACUUCGUCUUGGGGGCUGGAUGCAAUCUGUUCAGCAUGACUCAGGUGUCCUGCUUGAAGCUGGACCUAGAACUCUCAGAGCUGCCGGGACUGCAGGAGCCAACACGCUGGUGCUGGCCCAUGACUUGGGACUGGAGGGGAAAAUACGGAGCGUCUCCUACGGCCAUCCUACCACCAUGAACCGUAUGAUCAAGGUAAACGGCGCGCUGCACAGACUCCCCAGCAGCCUGAGCACUGCUCUGAAGAAGACCCCGCCCUUCACCAAGCCUCUGCUGGUUGCCCUGCUACAAGAUUUGCGCUCGGAAAAAGUUUGUAAUUGCGACGAGUCUUUGUACAGCUUCGUGAACCGCCGGUUCGGUCGGGAGGUUGCAACUUACGUCAUAGAUCCACUGGCGAGAGGCGUCUUCGCGGGGAACGCUCGGGAACUCAGCGUCAAAUCUUUGGCUAAAAGCCUGCACGCUUAUGAGCAGCGGCAUGGCAGUGUUAUCAAAGGCGCUUGUUUUGAUGUUUUCACACAACGGAGUCGCGAUUCCGUGCUCACUCACCCCAUGGUUAAGAAAGCACGCAAGGAAAAAUGGGCAGUUUGGUCUCUGCAAGAAGGAAUUGAAACUCUAAUCAAGGCUUUGGAACGCGACGUUGUUGACAGAGGUGUUGAUAUAAGACUAGGUCAUCCUGUGAAUAAACUUUCUCAAAAUGGCCGCUGCUUGAAAAUAUCUUUUGGCAGCAAUGAGAUAUCUGCUGAUCAUGUGAUAUCGUGUCUGCCUUGUUCCCAAGCAGCAUCGGUUUGUGGCAACCUUAGCAAAGACCUUGCGCAACUCCUGAACGCGAUCCCCUUCGCUACCGUGGCGGUCGUCAACCUGGCGUACGACCGAAGCGACCUAGUGACGCAGCCAGCGUUCGGCUACCUGGUGCCUAGUUGCGAACCUUCUAAAGUUUUAGGCGUCAUUUUUGACACGUGUACCUUCCCUCAGGCAAACAAAACUGUACUGACUGUGAUGAUGGGUGGAUACUGGUUCAACUCUUUAUUUGGCACACAUCCAAGCGAAGAGAAGCUAUUAAGCACGGCUAUUGAUGAACUACGCUCCACUUUAGGCAUCAGUGAUCACCCCAGCGCGUGGCGGACGCAGGUGCUGCGCGCGUGCAUCCCCCAGUAUGUGGUGGGGCACACUGAGGUGGUCGCCUCGGCGCGGCGGCUCAUCGACCAACACAAGUUACCGGUGUCACUGGCGGGAAACUCUUAUGAUGGCGUGGGUGUUAACGAUGCCAUCUUGAGUGCCAAGGCCGCCGUACAGAAUUUGGCGACCACUCUUGGUAUAAAGCUUUAGGAAUUGUUCGAAUAAAUGAUACAGAAAAGC
Hyalella azteca is the source of this 2358-nucleotide messenger RNA. Its product is annotated as protoporphyrinogen oxidase-like. NCBI's taxonomy places the organism in Eukaryota, Metazoa, Arthropoda, Malacostraca, Amphipoda, Hyalellidae. Gene Ontology annotation, biological process: heme biosynthetic process. The record is from RefSeq and is a predicted model, not a curated record. Gene Ontology annotation, molecular function: protoporphyrinogen oxidase activity, oxygen as acceptor. Gene Ontology annotation, cellular component: mitochondrial inner membrane. The coding region runs from base 892 to 2328 and encodes 478 amino acids. The transcript has 3 exons.